AUGUUUCUUCGACGUCUUGCACAACAACUUAUUGAAGACAAAGAUAGUGACGAGAACCUUCGAUCUGCAGCGUGGAAGCGUGCUGAUUCAGUAUGUUCACCUAGUUGUCAAAACGGUGGCAAGUGUACUGCUCCAAAUACAUGUACCUGUGUAAAUGGAUGGACUGGUGCAACAUGUGAAGCAUGUAUGUAGUUAUUCUUGUUGAAGCACCUCUUUAAUUGAAAAAAGACUUUGAUUACAAUUCUCUGACACUCAGUGAUUAAUGAUGAUUUUUAUUUGUGCACCUAGAUGCCAUACACAGUCGUCUUGCAGCUGUCUAUUCAUCGGACUGUGUAGGAUCUUUCGAAGUUCGAAACGAUGUAAUCAGUGAGAGUAGAGAGAAUUCUUCGAAAUUAUUGCAUUUGAUAGUACGCUCUACGAAAGUAUGUAUG
This is a messenger RNA of Adineta steineri, 431 nucleotides long. Lineage: Eukaryota; Metazoa; Rotifera; Eurotatoria; Adinetida; Adinetidae. The record is from the annotation of a GenBank genome assembly.